Messenger RNA from Alnus glutinosa, 786 nucleotides. Its product is annotated as bet1-like protein At4g14600. The record is from RefSeq and is a predicted model, not a curated record. The transcript has 4 exons. Lineage: Eukaryota; Viridiplantae; Streptophyta; Magnoliopsida; Fagales; Betulaceae. The coding region runs from base 226 to 591 and encodes 121 amino acids.
AAAACGUUUAGACCAAAACCCACCUAAACGAACAUCCCUAGCAACCAAAGACGACUCCUCCAAAUCCCCCCCUCACAGGCCCCAAAAAAGAAAAACCUUUUGGAACCCAAUUUGAACCAGUUGGGUCGGGUAGUGGGCCAAAGACCCAUAUUGGCUCAUCUUGCACCUUCUACAAGGACGCGUCCUGGAUCCCCCAAGUUCCGAACCCAAUUCCGCUCACUUCCAAUGGCAAAUCCUUACCGAUCAAGCGAAGGUCUUAGUGCGAGACAGGGCGCUAAUUCGGAUGAAAUCCAAUUGAGGAUUGAUCCAGUGCAUGGAGACCUCGACGAGGAGAUCUCGGGUCUUCAUUCGCAAGUCAGACGGCUUAAAAGUGUGGCUCAAGAGAUUGAAGCAGAAACAAGAAUUCAGAAUGAUAUCCUCUCUGAUUUGCAAAUGGCAAUGAGUCAAGCUGGGGCAGGGGUGAAAAAUGGCAUGAGGAGGUUGAAUAGAACCAUCACCCAGCAGAGCUCAAAUCAUAUCUUGCAAGUGAUUGUUUUUGGACUACUUUGUUUCAGUAUAGUUUACCUAUGGUCCAAGCUACUUAGAAGGUGAGGACCUAGUUUACUCCAAAAGAGAGUUGUCGCUCAUGAAUUAUACGGGUCUUUUGUGGCCAUCAACGUAACAUCCAGGUUUUAUGAUACAAGUUGCAUUGUAAAUCCUCCUUUGUAGUUGUAGUUGUGAAGCUCUAUUUGACGAAAGGUUUGAGAUUUUUUUUCCCCAUGCGCAAUAUAGGUCUAUAUUCUCCAA